AGAGAAGAUGGCGGAAGCGGAAUUUAAGGAUCACAGCACAGCCAUGGACAGUGAACCAAACCAUGGAGCAUCUUCUGUGUCAACAACAGCUAGUAGCACUACCACCACGACCAUCACCACUUCCUCUUCCCGAAUGCAGCAACCACAGAUCUCUGUCUACAGUGGUUCCGACCGGCAUGCUGUGCAGGUGAUUCAGCAGGCCUUGCACCGCCCCCCCAGCUCGGCUGCUCAGUACCUGCAGCAGAUGUACGCAGCCCAACAGCAGCACUUGAUGCUGCACACUGCGGCUCUCCAGCAACAGCACCUGAGCGGCUCCCAGCUUCAGAGCCUUGCAGCUGUUCAGGCAAGUCUGUCCAGUGGAAGACCGUCUACUUCCCCCACAGGAAGUGUCACACAGCAGUCGAGUAUGUCCCAGACAUCUAUCAACCUCUCCACUUCUCCUACACCUGCACAGUUAAUAAGCCGUUCCCAGGCUUCCAGUUCCACCAGCGGCAGUAUUACCCAGCAGACCAUGUUACUGGGGAGCACCUCCCCUACCCUGACAGCCAGCCAAGCUCAGAUGUACCUCCGAGCUCAGAUGCUGAUUUUCACCCCCGCUACCACUGUGGCCGCUGUCCAGUCUGACAUUCCUGUUGUCUCGUCGUCAUCCUGUCAGUCUGCAGCUACUCAGGUUCAGAAUUUAACAUUACGCAGCCAGAAGUUGGGUGUAUUAUCUAGCUCACAGAAUGGUCCACCAAAAAGCAUUGGUCAAACUCAGUCAUUGACAAUUUGUCAUAACAAAACAACUGUGACCAGUUCUAAAAUCAGCCAACGAGAUCCUUCUCCAGAAAGUAAUAAGAAAGGAGAAAGCGCAAGUCUGGAGUCACGAAGCACAGCUGUCACCCGAACAUCGAGUAUUCACCAGUUAAUAGCACCAGCUUCAUAUUCUCCAAUUCAACCUCAUUCUCUAAUAAAACAUCAACAAAUUCCUCUUCAUUCACCACCUCCCAAGGUUUCCCACCAUCAAUUGAUAUUACAGCAGCAGCAACAGCAACUUCAACCAAUCACCCUUCAGAAUCCAGCUCAAGACCCACCCCCCUCCCAGCACUGUCUGCCUCUCCAGAACCACAGCCUCCCUCCAGCGCCCAGUAAUGCCCAGUCCCAGCAUUGCUCGCCUAUCCACAGCCACCCUCCUGCUUUACCCGUGUCCCCCAGCCCGUCACAGUCCGCACAGCAGUCCGUCGUCGUGUCACCUCCACCACCUCACUCCCCGAGUCAGUCUCCGACUAUAAUAAUCCACCCACAAGCACUUAUUCAGCCACAUCCUCUUGUGUCCUCAGCUCUCCAGCCGGGGCCAAGCUUGCAGCAGUCCGCGGCCAAUCCAGUGCAAGCGACAGCGCAGCUCAGUCUUCCCUCCCAUCUUCCCCUUCCAACGUCCCCUGUUGUGCACAUUGGCCCAGUUCAGCAGUCGGCCCUGGUGUCCCCAGGCCAGCAGAUUGUGUCUCCGACAUCACACCAGCAAUACUCAGCCCUGCAGUCCUCUCCAAUCCCAAUUGCAACCCCUCCACAGAUGUCAACAUCUCCUCCAGUUCCACCACUACCCUUGCAGUCUAUGCAAUCUUUACAAGUGCAGCCUGAAAUUCUGUCCCAGGGCCAGGUUUUGGUGCAGAAUGCCUUGGUGUCAGAAGAGGAGCUUCCAGCUGCAGAAGCUUUGGUCCAGUUGCCAUUUCAGACUCUCCCUCCUCCACAGACUGUUGCGGUAAACCUGCAAGUCCAGCCACCAGCACCUGUUGACCCACCAGUGGUUUAUCAAGUAGAAGAUGUGUGUGAAGAAGAAAUGCCUGAAGAAGCAGAUGAGUGUGUCAGGAUGGACAGAACCCCGCCGCCACCUACCUUGUCCCCAGCGGCUAUCACCGUCGGGAGAGAAGACUUAAGUGCUGAACAUCCCUUGUUAGAGCAAGUGGACUUACCCACUGUGGCGUCUGUCAGCGCGUCGGUAAUCAAGUCUCCGUCAGAUCCCUCACACGCCUGCGUUCCUCCACCUCCACUCUUACUUCCAGCAGCGGCCACACGCAACGCGAGUACAUCUAUGCCCAGUAGCCUUCCCAGCAUAGAAAACAAACCUCCACAGGCUAUUGUGAAGCCACAGAUCUUGACCCAUGUGAUUGAAGGCUUUGUGAUUCAGGAGGGCUUGGAACCAUUUCCUGUGAGUCGCUCAUCUUUACUAAUAGAGCAGCCUGUGAAAAAAAGGCCUCUUUUGGAUAAUCAGGUGAUAAAUUCUGUGUGUGUCCAGCCGGAGCUACAGAACAAUACGAAGCAUGCGGAUAAUUCUUCUGACACGGAGAUGGAAGACAUGACCGCGGAAGAGACAUUGGAAGAAAUGGACAGUGAGUUGCUCAAGUGUGAAUUCUGUGGGAAGAUGGGAUAUGCUAAUGAGUUUCUGCGGUCAAAGCGAUUCUGCACUAUGUCAUGUGCCAAAAGGUACAAUGUUAGCUGUUCUAAAAAGUUUGCACUUAGCCGCUGGAACCGUAAGCCCGAUAACCAGAGCCUUGGCCAUCGUGGCCGUCGUCCGAGUGGCCCUGACGGAGCAGCACGAGAACAUCUCCUCAGGCAGCUUCCAAUUACUUAUCCAUCUGCAGAAGAAGACUUAGCUUCUCACGAAGAUUCCGUGCCAUCUGCUAUGACAACUCGUUUACGCAGGCAGAGCGAACGGGAGAGAGAGCGUGAGCUUCGGGACGGGAGGAUUCGGAAGAUGCCCGAGAACAGUGACUUGUUACCUGUCGCACAGACAGAGCCAUCAAUCUGGACCAUCGACGACGUCUGGGCCUUCAUCCACUCGCUGCCUGGAUGCCAGGAUAUUGCCGAUGAGUUCCGAGCCCAGGAGAUUGACGGGCAGGCCUUACUUCUCCUGAAAGAAGACCACCUCAUGAGUGCCAUGAACAUCAAGCUGGGGCCAGCCCUGAAGAUCUGCGCGCGCAUCAACUCUCUGAAGGAGUCCUAACAGGAAGUGGGGACCCUGCAGGAACCACAGUCUUGCACCUCUCAGACAGACUUGUGAGGUAAAGGUCCACGUCGGCCGAGAACAUCACACCUA
Molecule: messenger RNA, 3073 nt
Organism: Elephantulus edwardii (Cape elephant shrew)
Lineage: Eukaryota; Metazoa; Chordata; Mammalia; Macroscelidea; Macroscelididae
Gene: PHC3
Product: polyhomeotic homolog 3 (Drosophila)
Exons: 15
Coding region: 8-2980 (990 amino acids)
Cellular component (GO): nucleus; PRC1 complex
Molecular function (GO): zinc ion binding; protein binding
Source: RefSeq, a predicted model, not a curated record